Messenger RNA from Sphenostylis stenocarpa, 1869 nucleotides. The record is from the annotation of a GenBank genome assembly. Lineage: Eukaryota; Viridiplantae; Streptophyta; Magnoliopsida; Fabales; Fabaceae.
AUGUUGUUGCCUUCUGACCUGAUGUUCAUGGGUUACAAUCUGGGAAAGGUCUCUCCACUUACAAUGAUAAGUCUGCGUACAUCCAACCUCACUAUGAUCUCACUUGGUGGGAGCCUUUACAUUUGCGGCACCCUUUUCUGUAUUUCCCUUUUCAAGUUUUGCUUUGGCUAUUUGUGUGGUAUAGUGAAGCAAAGUGGUUUACCUUUGGCAUGUUUGUCUGGGCUUGUUCAUCAUGUGGAAAAAUAUGAGGUGAUGCUGAAUGCUGUUGCCGAAAAUGAGGUUGAGUACUGUCAUGUGUUAUCUAAAAAGAUAAAAGAAGUAUUUUCACAACUAAAGACUGCUGAAUCCAAACAUUGUCUUUCAAACUCUACUGCCUCAGGGAAAGUCUUAUCUGCUCAAGGUAUUGAGAUGGGAGCUGGAAAAUCUGCAAAUGUAGAUUGGAAGGAGCAGGUUUGUCAAAAGGUUCAAAAGAUGAAAAGUGCAUAUGGUCCAAAAGUCUAUACCUCUUACCAACAAAUGAAUAGAGCACGUCAAAAGUCUGGUCCAUCACAUUCUAGUAUUUCCCCGGUGAAAAUACUUGAAACGAAACCAUCACCACAAACGGGAAGACAGAACUACCAUACAUGGAAGGAUGUUUGUCAGCAAAACAAGAUAUGCUUACGAGAACCGCAAGUGGCUAAACAACAUAGCCAUUCACCUCAGGAUUUAAAUCAACUGUGUAUCAUGAAAGGCCCGGAAAAUGCGGUACAAAAGCAUACCCAAGGUGCACGAAAAGCAACUGAAGCAUUUGGUGUCGGUGUCAGUGUCAACAGUCCGGGGAUUUCAGCUUCACCAUUGACUGAAAACUGCAAUAAUCUAACAGAAAUUUCUCAUAAACCUACACUCACUUUUGAUGAGCCAAGUACUGAAACGAAGCACCUUCUUAACGUGCUAACCUGCAUAUCACCUGAAGCAUUGAAUGCAUCAGUUAGUGAAAUUAGAGAGGUAGUCCAUUUGAAUGAUGUGAUGCCAACUCCAGAAUUCUUAAAUAGACCACUAAAGAUGCUUCAACAACAAAAACAACCAGGCCUCAUUACACAAACUGGGAAAAAUUUGGCAUCAGAUAUUGAGCCAUCUUCACAAGCUAGAUAUGUGACUUGCCAUGAUUUUGUUCCAACUUUAAGCAAAAGAUCUCACAGCAUGAAUACAAUGGCUGCCUUUGACACUUACAGAAUUUCUGCUAGUUCAUGUCACAGUUUCAAGCAGUUGGCUGAUGCUGAGAAACAUGACUGGACUUCAGAAAAAUCUUGUCUUUUAGAAGAAAUAAAGGAGAUAAACAAUCGAUUGAUAGACAGUGAGAUUGUUCUUGUAGAAAAUGAUAGCAGCUUUCAUAAAGAGCCUGGAGGAGCUACUGAAGAUAGUGACGGAUUGAUUAUUGAAUUCCUUUUCAAUGCAGUAACUGUCAAUCAGAACCUAAUAUCUCAUCUUUCUAACGAUAGAAAGUCAAUAAUCAAACCGUUAAGGUUGCUUGUUCCGACAAAUUAUCCAUUUUCCUCGCCCGUUAUUGUAGACAAAAAUCUGUCCGAAGUCAGUGAAGGCCAGAAAGAUCUAUCAACAAUAGCAAAAUCAAAGCUGAGAGUCUCUCUCCGAUGCUUAAAUCAAACAUGGUCACUUGGGGAUAUAGCAAUGUUCUGGGAAGGUUGUGCCAGAGAAACAAUCUUUGAGCAGGCAAAAGCUUUUGGAGGAGGAACUUUUAGCUCAAUAUAUGGAGGCAAUAUCGAAAACAGAGAAAAGGGGAGGAAGAAUAAGGAGAAACAUACGAACACAGAAACGCCAAUCAUCUUCAGAGGUUCUGUUGUGUGGUUCAUAGGCAAGUACAGCAACCAAUAG